Molecule: messenger RNA, 706 nt
Organism: Cyprinodon tularosa
Lineage: Eukaryota; Metazoa; Chordata; Actinopteri; Cyprinodontiformes; Cyprinodontidae
Gene: pyyb
Product: peptide YYb
Exons: 4
Coding region: 136-429 (97 amino acids)
Biological process (GO): neuropeptide signaling pathway; feeding behavior
Cellular component (GO): extracellular region
Molecular function (GO): neuropeptide Y receptor binding; neuropeptide hormone activity
Source: RefSeq, a predicted model, not a curated record
UCAGGUAGUGGUCCCACGCUAUAAAAUGCUGUGGAUCAGAGAGGAGAGCAGGACAGGAGCACCACCGAGGUGACUGAAUCAGAAGACAAAUCAAACUUUGUACCUAUAGAAACCUCACCAAGCUUCGCUUCUCAGAUGGCCAAAAUGCUGAGAUCGUGGGUGAUGUUCGCGGCUCUGGUCGUCUGCCUGUUGGUGUGUUGGAGCGGUUUCGCGGACGCGUACCCCCCCAAACCGGAGAGCCCCGGCAGCAACGCCUCACCGGAGGAGUGGGCCAAGUACCACGCGGCUGUCAGGCAUUAUGUCAACCUCAUCACCAGGCAGAGGUACGGAAAGAGAUCCUCCCCUGAGGAAGCGGUGGCUUGGCUGCUGUUUGGCGCAAAUUCCAACCAAGAUGGGGAACCACGCUCUGACUAUGCUGACACAUGGUAGAUGAGCCCCGUAUGACCCUAACCAGCCACCCAGUUCCCCAACCCACCAAUCAAAACAUUUCUGAAGGGAGCACCUGCACAGGCCACCGGACACAGUCUCAAUGUUUAAUCGUCUAAUGUGCAUGCAAAUCAGCGUCUCUUUUUUUCUUCAGUCUUUUUGCUUCAGUCAGUAAACUGCACUUAUUUGUUCUUUCUCUGAAAUUGUAAAUAAUUUGUAUCUAAAAGAGUCUCUACACAAUAAAGAUCUAAGUGUAAUAAAAGAAAUGUUUGACAUACUG